Molecule: messenger RNA, 1144 nt
Organism: Poecilia reticulata (guppy)
Lineage: Eukaryota; Metazoa; Chordata; Actinopteri; Cyprinodontiformes; Poeciliidae
Source: RefSeq, a predicted model, not a curated record
GGGAGGGGAGAGGAAGCUAUCAUUGGCUGAACUGUGUGUGGACUCUGGUCUCAGACUGUUGGAAGACAAGGUUCACUUUAGUACACAUUAAGCCAUGGACUCAAACUUGACGAUCCCGGUGGUGGUGGCGGUGUCUGUAGUGGUCAUAACGUUGCUGUACUUCCUUCUUGGAAACUCUGCAGAAGGAAAAGGGAAGGGCCCUGUGACCCUAAAGGAUCCUACGAUCAAAUACUCGCUGCCGCUCAUUAGCAAACAGGAAAUCAGUCAUGACACAAAGAAAUUCCGGUUUGGCCUUCCAUCCGAGUCUCACAUCCUUGGACUGCCAGUGGGUCAGCAUGUUUACCUGUCGGCCAAGGUAAAAGGCAACCUGGUUGUCAGGCCUUACACUCCAGUGUCCAGCGAUGAAGACCAGGGAUUUGUUGACCUUGUGGUUAAGAUAUACUACAAAGGGACCCACCCAAACUACCCAGAUGGGGGGCAGAUGUCUCAGUACCUGGACAACAUGGCCAUCGGAGACUCUAUUGACUUCAGGGGACCCAACGGACUUCUCAUCUACAAAGGCAAAGGCAUGUUUUCUAUCCGAGCCAACAAGAAGACGGAGCCGCUUGUUCAGAAGUUUAAACAUGUUGGAAUGAUCGCUGGUGGAACAGGUAUCACCCCGAUGCUGCAGUUGAUCCGACGGAUCACAUCAGAUCCUGCCGACAACACCAAGUGCUCUCUCAUAUUUGCCAACCAGACUGAGAAAGAUAUUUUACUGUGGGACGAGCUGAAGGAUGUGCAGAAGAAUCACCCAGAGAAGGUUAAAGUCUGGUACACUUUGGACAAGCCUUCAAAAGACUGGAACUACAGCUCAGGGUAUGUGACCCUUGACAUGAUCAAGGACCGCAUCCCUGCUGCGUCCAGAGAUGUACUGAUUGUCCUCUGCGGACCUGCACCCAUGAUCCGUAAUGCUUGUCUGCCAAAUCUGGAAAAGCUGGGACACACAAAAGAAAAUAUCUUUGCAUACUAGGCAUGUUCAACAAAUCGGUUAUUGUUUGUUUUUUUUAAAGGUAAAAAGAAAAAUCUUAACAGCAUGCAAUUUUAUUAAAUGCUUAACAACCACCUAAUCCAAGAGAGAUUUAAAAUAAAGUGUUGCCACAUUUCA